Exophiala oligosperma is the source of this 1508-nucleotide messenger RNA. Its product is annotated as ferrochelatase. The record is from RefSeq and is a predicted model, not a curated record. The coding region runs from base 136 to 1422 and encodes 428 amino acids. Gene Ontology annotation, biological process: heme biosynthetic process. Lineage: Eukaryota; Fungi; Ascomycota; Eurotiomycetes; Chaetothyriales; Herpotrichiellaceae. Gene Ontology annotation, molecular function: protoporphyrin ferrochelatase activity. The transcript has a single exon.
GCCUUUCGCACUUUUCAACCUGAACGGUCGGGCACUUCGGUCUAUAUCUUUCUCUUUAUCCAACUGACUGUUUCUAUCUUCGUCCGACACUUAUGGCCCCGUAGCAACGAUAUAUCGACCAUCCGGACGCUCACAAUGUCGAUACGCCAUUCGGCCACCCACCUCACCCGAUCGCUGGCGACCCGCAGUCCUCGGCCAGCAGCUGGCUUACUUGGGACGAAUGGCUUUCAGAAGUCAUGCAUGGCCACUGUGACCCCUCCUGUGACACAAAAUGAAGUUGGCAAGCAAGGUCCUACAGCCAUGGUUUUCAUGAAUAUGGGCGGUCCAUCUACAACCGAUGAAGUGGGAGACUUUUUGAGCAGGUUAUUUGCCGACGGCGACCUGAUACCUCUCGGUCCCCUCCAGUCGUACCUGGGACCACUUAUAUCAAGACGGAGGACCCCAAAGAUACAGAAACAAUAUGCUGCUAUCGGUGGAGGCUCUCCCAUUCGCAAAUGGUCGGAACAUCAGUGCGAAGAGAUGUGCAAACUGUUAGACGAGAUGUCUCCCGAGACGGCACCCCAUAAACCUUACGUCGCUUUCCGAUAUGCGAACCCACUGACCGAGCACAUGUAUGAGCAACUUCUCAAGGAUGGCUUCGGGAAAGGCAGAGGUGGUCGCGCAGUUGCAUUCACGCAGUACCCACAGUACAGCUGUUCUACCACAGGCAGCUCUCUGAACGAGUUGUGGAAAUGGCGAAACAGAUUGGAAGGAAAAAGAGCUACAGGCGAAACAAACCCGGAUGGCGCCAUCACAUGGAGUGUAAUCGAUCGCUGGCCGACGCACCCUGGGUUAGUGGAAGCGUUUGCACAAAACAUCGAAGCCAAAUUGGCAGAAUAUCCCGAGGAGCGAAGAAAGGAUGUGGUUAUCCUAUUCUCAGCGCACAGUUUGCCAAUGAGCGUGGUCAACAGAGGCGACCCUUACCCUUCUGAGGUGGCAGCUACGGUCCACGCUGUUAUGCACAGACUAGGGCAUUCACAGCCGUACCGUUUGUGCUGGCAGUCUCAAGUUGGACCGUCUGCAUGGCUGGGUGCGCAAACGAGCGAUACCGUCAAGCAAUAUGUGGCUCGAGGUCAUACGGAUCUGAUUCUGGUUCCGAUUGCCUUCACAAGUGACCACAUUGAAACCUUGUACGAACUGGACUUGGAAGUGAUAGAGGAGGAUGCGAAGGGACAUCCAGGUGUCAAGAGAGCGGAAAGCUUGAAUGGAAGCCCUGCGUUCAUCAAGGCUUUGGCUGACAUUGCACAUGCGCACUUGAAAAGCGGCGAGAGUUCUUCACGGCAGAUGCACUUGAGAUGUCAAGGUUGCAAUAGUGAGAGAUGUCUGGAGCAAAAGAAGUUCUUUGCGGGAGAGCAAGCGAAGAUACUUCCCACGGUGAAGUAAUGGCAAAACAAUGUAUAUGUAGAAUGUCUUGACCUACAGUGUUUUUACUACGAGUACUAAUUUCAAAAGUCACUGCUCUCAUACUA